Platichthys flesus (European flounder) is the source of this 1240-nucleotide messenger RNA. RefSeq lists its product as uncharacterized. NCBI's taxonomy places the organism in Eukaryota, Metazoa, Chordata, Actinopteri, Pleuronectiformes, Pleuronectidae. Gene Ontology annotation, molecular function: ubiquitin binding. Bases 91 to 669 code for a protein of 192 amino acids. Gene Ontology annotation, biological process: protein transport; protein modification process; endosome to lysosome transport. The transcript has 6 exons. The record is from RefSeq and is a predicted model, not a curated record. Gene Ontology annotation, cellular component: ESCRT I complex.
ACGGAGGCGAGGCGAGUGUUGUUGAGUGUCGAUGAUCCAAGGGAUACAAAGUCAAAACCCUAACCCUAACCCUGUGGAUGAAUCGUGAUCAUGUCGUACAGCGAGGGCUCAAUUAGGAAAAUGCUGCCGAAGAAUUAUCUUCGCAAGCAUGUGGCUCAUGACAUAUUUGUUGCAACGACCAACUUCAAAUGGCUGGUGCCCAGGAUGGAUGAAUUUGUUUAUAAUGAUGGAUCCAUCAAGGACUUGAUGAGUCUGACUGGAACCCUUCCUGUCGAAUUUAAUGACGCGUCCUACAACAUCCCCGUGUGCCUGUGGCUCGAGGACAGCUACCCUCAGACUCCUCCUCUCUGCUACAUCAAGCCCACACAAGACAUGAUGAUACUCAGAGGAAAUUACACCUCCAGCAACGGAGAAGUGGAGCUGCCUUACCUGGAGGACUGGAAGAGUGGUGAGUGUGACCUCAUGAGCCUCCUGCAGGUGAUGCAGGUCGCGUUCGGAGACUGCCCUCCCGUGUGCAUGCAGCCUCCCUCCGAGCCUGGACACGCCUCGUGCCAGCUGCAGUAUCAAAGACAAGCAGAGGUUCUCUCAAGGGAAGAUGGGAGCUCGUAUCUGUCUCUACCCAGAGACGACGGUCCACCUUUCUUUCAAGCAUAUGAAACCAACUGUUAGUGUUCUCUGGAACGUGACGAUCAUUUGUGUAAAACCGGUUGUGUGUCUUAUCCCGUGUUCAGUGUCAGAUGGUAUCCAUUGAUGGUUUUAUAGUUCAUGAUUUUUAAGACAAAUACUGCAAUGCUGUGAAUAUUUUGUACGAUUACGAGGGUAAAAAGCAUCUGAUGUUUUGAGAUUUUUGUGUGUGUUUUUAAAAGCUGAAUCACUUUGGCAGUUGUAAAACUGUGUUGAGAGACGUGAAUUACUUUACUGGCGGCUCAUAAAGCUGUGAUUUCACUGCACCUGCUGUGACCUCGGCCAUAAAUCUUGUGGACUUUUGACCGGAGAAGAGAAGAGACUGUAAUUCAAAUCAAGGUGAAGCCUCAUACGACAGUUUAUUACAGAAGAGUCAGGCUUGUGCAUUUGCCAGAUGUUCUGUUUAAAAAUCCACAUCAACAACAACUUUUUGAAUUCAUUAUACACUUUGGAUGGCACUGAAAAAGAAACGGUGUUUAUAGGAAUACUUGUAAAUAAAGUCUAAUUCUUGUCAAUAGGAAUGAAGAAAUAAACCCAUUGUGUUUAGAUAUUCAAA